ACAAGCGGGCCCGCCCGGCGAGUAAUCCUCAGCGACUCGCGGGGCUCGGGUUCUGUGGACACCAACCUCCCGCAGCCCCGGCCCGUCCCGUCUCAUGGCGUCCCUCCGGCUCGUGGCGGCGCUAGCGCCCUCUCCUCCUCGUCGUCCUCCGCCGCCACGUCGACGUGAGCCGCGGAGACCGCCGCCCUCCGCGGUCCGCCUGACGAGCGGCGUGGCCCUGGCGACCGCUGCUGCUGCCGUGGCCGCGGCCGCCUCGCCACCGGCGCUCGCCGCGCUGUCAGAGCCGGCGAACGCGCUCUCGCUGCCCACCUGGGCCGUCCACGUCUCCAGCGUCGCCGAGUGGGUGACGGCGAUGUGGCUGGUUUGGGACUACGGGGAGAGGACGGGGAUCAAGGGCUGGAAGGGCCUCUCUUGGGGGAUGGUGCCACUUCUUGGUGGAGCGAUGUGCGCCUGCACAUGGCAUUUCUUCUACAAUUCAGAGUCUCUUGAAGUCCUUGUAGCUCUCCAAGGUGCUCUGACGGUGAUCGGUAACUUAACAAUGUGUAUUGCUGCAUACCGCAUCUUCAAAGCAUCCCAGGAAGGCUCUAAAACUUCAUAGGCUGGAAGAUUUUAUGUUAUAACUGGUUUCACAAGGUAAAUGAGUGGUAUGCUCGUGCUUUUUGCUGACACGCAUGAGUAUGGAGGAUUAUUUGGUCUCACCUUCUGAAAAAUGAUUACGGCCAAGCUUAAUAACAUGGAAGUGCACCUAUCCUGUAAAUGCCUAUGAAAAUUACCAAGAAAUUCAGUUCGGUUA
Molecule: messenger RNA, 793 nt
Organism: Panicum hallii
Lineage: Eukaryota; Viridiplantae; Streptophyta; Magnoliopsida; Poales; Poaceae
Product: ycf49-like protein
Exons: 4
Coding region: 95-598 (167 amino acids)
Source: RefSeq, a predicted model, not a curated record